Molecule: messenger RNA, 1700 nt
Organism: Mercenaria mercenaria
Lineage: Eukaryota; Metazoa; Mollusca; Bivalvia; Venerida; Veneridae
Product: medium-chain acyl-CoA ligase ACSF2, mitochondrial-like
Exons: 11
Coding region: 411-1700 (429 amino acids)
Biological process (GO): fatty acid metabolic process
Molecular function (GO): medium-chain fatty acid-CoA ligase activity
Source: RefSeq, a predicted model, not a curated record
UUAUGAUUCAUUAAAAUUCAUAACAAAAUUAAAUCAAAUACUUCUUUCAUGCUAGGUAGAAACUUUUAUAGUAUAAUAAAACACUUUAAUUAGGAUGUAUAACAAACCUAUUUCUAAAGGUUUUCCUCGCUUAAGUUUCCGCUCCGCUGAUACCUGUGUCAAGUUACCCGCUUAAAAGUGUUUUAUCUCGUAACACUAUCCCGGGCGUGGUUUGGAUAUACAUGAUCUGUUAUAAAUAGCAGCCUUUCUAAUCUCAUGGAAGAAUAAGUGUAAAGGAUGUUUUACGAUAUCGUUUAAAUAUACUGACUUUGUAUACCCGAGGUGUACUUAAAUUUCGUUGUAAAACCUAGUGUUUGACAUGAAUAGAUCGCUCUAAUUAAUAAGGAAAUGCAAAUUUGACCUGAAAAACUAUGCCUAAAUCGAAAGUAUUGCUGGGGAUAUUUGGAAGGCAAAAGUUACAAUCAAAGAGAUGUAUACAAAGAGCUUUCAGUUGCAGUUCUCGCCUACGUUCCACGAGUUGGAGUUACACACACGGACCAGGUGAUGUCCCCUUGAGAGGGAUCACUAUAGGUAAACUGCUACAGUCGCAGACGGAGAAAACUCCCGACAGAGAAGCCCUCGUAUUUCCGUCGGCAGGUGACAGGAAGACAUUCUCACAAUUACUUGAAGAGAGUGAUCGCUUUGCAGCGGGUCUGUUAGAGCUUGGACUCAAGAAAGGGGAUCGAGUAGGAAUCUGGGGUCCUAACUCGAUAGAAUGGGUCCUCACGCAGUAUGCCACGGCCAGAGCUGGCUUGAUUUUGGUGAAUAUAAACCCUUUAUACCGGAGUUUUGAACUGGAGUACGCUUUACAACUGGUUGAUUGUAAGGCGAUAGUAUGUGCCACAGAGUUCAAGGACCAGUUAUACUAUGAGAUUAUGUUCCAGCUUGUACCGGAACUAGCUUCAUGUAAACCAGGACAGCUUCGAAGUCACAUUUUACCAGGCUUGAAGUACAUUAUCAUGAUGGGUGAAGAGGAAUUUCCAGGAACCCUAAAAUUUUCUGACGUCAUGAGUGCCGGAAGUGAAGCAAGCGUCCGGCAGAUUGCUGAUCUGCAAGACAGUCUGCAGUUUGAUGAUGCUAUAAAUAUACAGUUUACGUCGGGCACAACAGGAUUCCCAAAAGGAGCGACACUAUCUCACCAUAAUAUUGUCAACAACAGCUAUUUCACUGGAUUGCGGCUAGAUUUCCAUAACAGGCCAGCUCGGAUUUGUUGCCCUGUGCCUCUUUACCAUUGUUUCGGGAUGGUUCUGGCGUGUUUGCAGAUACCCAACCAUGGUGCUACCUGUGUAUUCCCGGCUCCAGGGUUCGACCCCUCUUCUUCACUUACAGCAGUUGCCAAGGAAAAGUGUACAGCUUUAUAUGGCGUGCCAACCAUGUUCAUAGAUAUGCUGAACCACCCUGAAUUCCACAAGUUUGAUUUGUCGACACUGUACACUGGUAUAAUGGCAGGAUCGCCAUGUCCUAUUGAAACUAUGAAACAAGUUAUUGCUAAAAUGCACAUGGACGAAGUCACGGUAUGUUACGGCACGACAGAAAAUAGCCCUGUAACGUUCCAGAGCAAACGGAAUGAUCCUAUCGACAAACGCGUGUCAACGGUCGGAACUGCCCAUCCACAUGUAGAGGUAAAACCUUGCUAUCAAAGUAAUUUGAAUUAUAUUUAA